This is a messenger RNA of Magnolia sinica, 1141 nucleotides long. Its product is annotated as THO complex subunit 7B-like. The record is from RefSeq and is a predicted model, not a curated record. Gene Ontology annotation, biological process: mRNA export from nucleus; mRNA processing. Bases 270 to 992 code for a protein of 240 amino acids. Gene Ontology annotation, cellular component: THO complex part of transcription export complex. The transcript has 3 exons. Lineage: Eukaryota; Viridiplantae; Streptophyta; Magnoliopsida; Magnoliales; Magnoliaceae.
CCUUAGACGAUACAUGCACCCCUUUGGCCCUUUGAUUCUCUCGAUCCAAAAAGCGAUUAAAGAGGAUAUUUUUGCUAAUCAAUUGACCUUGCAAGAAGGUCUGUUUGCUAUAUCUUCAAGAUCUUUGGAGCUCAAAUGAAGGAGAAAAUCAAAUUUCCCCCCUUCUACGUUCGUAUAGCUACGAAGCUCAAACAUCCUUUUUUUAUUGAUUGCAUCUUUUCUUGAGCUUGACAAGGCCAGGUUUUAAUAGAACAAACUAUCCUGAGCAGAUGUUGGUAAAAGGAAGAAAAGUUGCUGGUAGAGAAGAGAUGCUUCCACCUUAUGCUUUUGAUCCUCGUGAAGAUGAUGUGAUAAUCAGACACCGCCUCCUCACUCGGACUACAACCACAAGGGGCGAACCUCCGCUGAAGAAGCUUCAGAAAAAAUUCAUGUCUUUUGCCCUUGAUAUUGAGAAGGAUGCUGACAAUUACAGUGACUGCGAGAGGCUGUACAAAGCCUUUUUACAGGAGAUGAACACCUUUGAGCUGCCACUCCUUAAGAGCAAGGCGGUUAUUGAUGCAAACCUUCGAGAGAAGGAGAACUUCAAUGAGCUGCAGGAUGAAAUACAUCGUCAAAUCUUGCAGGCGCAGGCUGACAUCGAAGAUCUGAAGAGGCAACUUGAGGAGAGUAAGAUUGAGAGGCAACACAAGGAGGAGUGUGAGGCAAUCAGGAGAUUGAUUGGUCUUCAGCCGCCAAGGUCAGAGACCCAGAAAACUAUCUCGGAUCUUGAGAAGGAGAUUGCUUCUUUGGAGGCUGAGAAUGCUGCUGGGUCAAGGACACUGGAGCUUCGGAAGAAGCAGUUCUCUCUUCUGCUGCAUGUGGUAGAUGAAUUGCAGAAUACUAUAGAGGAGGAGCAGAAGAACUUAGCAGAGGAGCUGAGGAUUGCAAUGGAAGAGCGAAAGAAUAGCAUGGAAGAUGCCAGUGGUGGUUCAGAAGCGAUGGCUGUAGAUUAAUUGACGGGAAGCAUAUUUAUCUGCAGUUCCAUCAACAACAGUUCUCUCUCUCAGAUUGAGGAUCAUCUCUUGUUCCCUGCUUUUUGUUCACAAGAUAAAAAUUGAGAAAAACAUUAGGUGUGCAUUAAUGAAUCUAUCCAUUUUUCCCC